CUUGAAUAACAAUAACAACUAUAUUUAAAUCUUAAACAAUACUCUUUAUAAUAAUUUUUAAAUAGAUUUGACAUCUUGGCAAUCUCGAUUUACGAAUUUUUCAUCUAUCAUGGUUCAUCUGAUGCAUUCCAAAAUUUUAUACGAUGUUACAUUAAUUGUAGGAACAACUUUCAACCAAAGAAAGAUCAAAUCUCAUAAACUACUGCUUUCAAUUCGCAGUGAUGUCUUCGAAAAAAUGUUUUAUAAUGCUACAUCUACCAUUAAAGAAGAAAUUUUAAUUCCGGAUGUAAAUCCGGAUAUUUUUGAAAUUAUGUUGAAAUAUAUCUAUACGGAAAGUUUAACGGCAGAUUCAUUAGAUGAUACCAUACAAACUUACUAUGUGGCUUCUAGAUACAACAUAGUUCAGCUCAUGCAAAUGUGUAGAGCCAAAAUAGAAUCGCAAUUAUGCAAAAUUAACGUUUGUUCCGUUUACGAGAUGGCACUCGACUUAAACUUUCAAAAUCUUAAAAAUAAAUGCGAGGAUAUAAUAUGCAAAUAUGCAAAUGAAGCUUUGGAAUCAGAUUCGUUUCUCCGAUCAUCUUAUAAAACUGUUCAAAGUAUAGUCUCAAUGAAUUCAUUAAAUAUAAAAAAUGAACUGUUUCUGUUUGAUAGGUUAGUUAGAUGGGCAAAAAUGGCAAUUCGUAAAGGAGCAGAUGGUAAUUCUGUCAAGAAAUUGAGGAAAUUUCUCGAUCCACUCUUUCCACAUAUCAGAUUCUUGAGUAUGAGUCACGAAGACAUCUUUAGAGGCUUGGCAAGAAGUGGUGUCUUUAGUCAAGAUGAAAUAAUGAGCAUAGGAAUGAACAUACCAGAACCCGGAGAUGUGCCUUUGCCGAAAUGGUGCAACAAGAACAGAAAUGCAAGAAAAUGUCAUUUUAUAGAAACACUGGAGUCAGAAAAUGAAAGUUGUAUAGAAGAAAGUGAUAAUAAUUCUACAUCAUCAAAAGAAAUCAAUCCAUUAACAAUAUCCAAGAUAUUAAAAUCAGAUAAUUCUCCUUAUUCAAUUUUGCAACUUCAUCACGACUGUUCGACAGGAAAGAUAAGAGAUUCAAAAUACACAGAUGGGACGUUCUGUAUCGAAUGUAUGCUAAAUUGUGAUCAAGAAAUUAUAUUGUAUGGCUUCAGUUUUUACAUAAAAUACCAUUCCAUUUGUAUUGCUGAAUUGUAUAUCGCGGAAGGAAGUAAUUCGUGUCGAUUAAUUCCAUGCAUAGAAAAUGCUAACGAAAAAUCAUCAUCUAUGCUUAAUUAUAAUCACAAAAUGAUGAUGUCCCAACCAUUGAAGAUCAAGAACAACAAUGGAUAUUAUAUUAAAGUUUUCACUGAUGAUGAUGUCGGAAGUUGCACAAAAUCUUUCUCGACUACGUCCAAUUUGAAAGCUUUCGGAAUUAAUUUUAAUAUUAGAUACAUAAACAUUAGAAAUAAUUCUCAUUUUUAUGAAUUAUAUUUUACUAAACCUUUUUGUUAAAUAUAGAAAUAUAAUUUUAAAAAGUUUAUUCUUGAAAUAUUAAAAUAUUCGUCUAAUGUUCGACAAA
Molecule: messenger RNA, 1568 nt
Organism: Centruroides sculpturatus (bark scorpion)
Lineage: Eukaryota; Metazoa; Arthropoda; Arachnida; Scorpiones; Buthidae
Product: BTB/POZ domain-containing protein 3-like
Exons: 3
Coding region: 110-1501 (463 amino acids)
Biological process (GO): neurogenesis
Cellular component (GO): cytosol
Molecular function (GO): protein binding
Source: RefSeq, a predicted model, not a curated record